AAAGCAUCCGGCAGAACUUUACUGCAACUUUCUGCCCUCUCUCUCUCUCCACUCUCCAUGCUCGGCCAGUAGCUAACCAAGCGGAUUCUAAGGGGAGAGAGAGAAUCGCAGAGAACAAAAAUGGUUGGAGUUGUAUUAAUCUUGAGAGGAUGCAGAGACGAAGAGAGAGUGAAGAGGAGGCCCAAAGGAGACGAAGAAAGGGCGAGGGAGAGAGAGAGGCAGCUUUCUCUACUUGCCUUUCUCAUGGCGGCACUUCGGAGGUCGGUGGUGGGGUGCAGAGUGGCGGAGCGGCGGGGAGUUGAAGCGUCGCCUGCGAUGGCGCUUGCUCACAUGGAGAUCGGAUGGCCGACUGAUGUGCAUCACGUUUCCCAUGUCACAUUUGAUAGAUUCCAGGGAUUUGUGGGGCUUCCGGUUGAGUUCGAGGUCGAGAUACCAUGCCGUGUUCCUAGUGCAAGUGCCAGUGUAUUUGGCGUCUCAGCUGAAUCGAUGCAGUGUUGUUUUGAUUCUAAAGGUAAUAGCGUGCCCAUUAUUCUGUUACUUAUGCAGGAAAGGUUGUAUUCUCAAGGCGGGCUGAAGGCAGAGGGGAUAUUCCGUAUAAAUCCUGAAAACAGCAAAGAGGAAGAGUUGAGAGAGCAACUCAACAAGGGCAUUGUACCAGAAGAUAUUGAAGUUCAUUGUUUAGCUAGCCUUAUAAAGGCUUGGUUCAGAGAACUUCCUGAAGGGGUCCUCGACGGACUUUCUCCCGAACAAGUUCUUCAAUGUGACACGGAGGAGCGAUGCGUGGAACUUGUGCACCUUCUCCAUCCAACUCAAGCUGCUCUUCUCAAUUGGGCUGUUGAACUCAUGGCUGAUGUUGUUGAAGUGGAAGAAUUGAAUAAAAUGAAUGCAAGAAACAUAGCAAUGGUCUUCGCUCCAAACAUGACUCAGAUGUCUGAUCCAUUGACGGCUUUGAUGCAUGCUGUGCAAGUAAUGAACCUGCUCAAGUCCCUGAUCUUGAAAAUACUUAGAGAAAGAGAAGAAGCCUCCAUGGGAGGAAUUUCUCCAAGCUUCUCUUCUCAAUCUUCAUCAGAUGGCUGCCAUGAUGAAGAGAUGCAUAGUGAUGAUAGGGAAAUUGCUUCAAAUGAUGAGUAUAGUAGCGAGUAUAGUAGUGCCAGCUCUAGUCCUGCUGCCGGUGGUCGUCGUGGUGAUGGUGGUGGUGGUGGUGGUGAUGAUGAUGAUGAUGUAUCGUCAUGGUGA
Phalaenopsis equestris is the source of this 1236-nucleotide messenger RNA. RefSeq names its product rho GTPase-activating protein 2-like. The record is from RefSeq and is a predicted model, not a curated record. NCBI's taxonomy places the organism in Eukaryota, Viridiplantae, Streptophyta, Magnoliopsida, Asparagales, Orchidaceae. The transcript is spliced from 5 exons. Gene Ontology annotation, molecular function: GTPase activator activity. Gene Ontology annotation, biological process: signal transduction. The coding region runs from base 121 to 1236 and encodes 371 amino acids.